GACUAAUAAAUAGAGCAGUGGAGGUAGUGAGAGCACCAUCCUCCUCCUCGCAGAUCGCUGCAGCCUGCAACAGCAACACAGCAGGUUUACGAUGAUGCUGAGACGUCUCCUCCCGGUGGUGCUGCUGUCACUGCCCGCCGUUCUUGUUGACGGUGUCGCCGAACCGCUUCUGACCUUCACAGACAAGGACCCGAUCACCGGGGUCUCGGUAGAGUGCGACCGCUGUCCCCCCGGGACCUACCUGCGAGCGCGCUGCACGACGACGCAAAAGAGCGAGUGCUCGCCGUGUCCGACGGGCUCGUUCACGGAGCUGUGGAACUACAUCGGCAAGUGUCUGCGCUGCGGGGUGUGCGGACAGUACCAGGUGGUGAAGACGCCGUGCACAGCACAGAGUGACUGCCAGUGUGAAUGUAAACCGGGAUACUACUACAAGAAGAAGUGGGACAUGUGCCUCCGCCACAGCGAGUGUCCGUGCGGACAAGGGGUGUUGACCAAAGGUACACCUGAUGAGGACACAGUGUGCCACAGCUGUCCCAAUGGCACCUUCUCCAACACCGUCUCUCCUCACCAGAACUGCACUCUACACAAAAGCUGCAACGCUCCAGGCCAGGAGCUGGUGCUAAAGGGCUCCACCUGGCAUGACAGCGUGUGCACCACCUGCGAAGAGCUCAAAUCAAAAAAUGGAGGCGACUACCUCAAAGAAAUCCUCCCAGAUUUCUUUGUUCACCAGAAAAUAAACAUCAAGCGGCUGCGUCAGAUAGUGCACAAGCUCCCAUCUGAGGACAGCAAAAGACAAGGAGCAACUUUGCGACUUAACCUCUCAGAACUUAAUGCACGAAUCAACACUUGGGUUGCUUCUGCCACGGCGAAUCAGGUUCGUCAGCUUCCGGGGAUUCUGAACAAAACAGGAGCAAACGGUGCUAGUAAGAGACUGCAGAACAAGCUGCAGAGAAUCAACUUAAAUCUGAAGGAGCUAUGUGAUAUGAGGAACGAGGUGGAUGUAAUUGCAAUUUCAGGGUAGGCUGAGGUAGAAAAUAUUUAGGUAUAGGUGCCAAGAAGUUUGAUUAGUCCAGUGUUUAUUUGGGGGGAAAAAAACUUUUAUUUUUUGUAUGUAAUUCAAGAAUUGCUGCCCUUUUCGAGAUGCACUGUCAAUACAGGCUUUAGUACUUUGCGUUAGUUAAAGGAGAAUACCGGUCAAUUAGAGAAACAGUUCAUUCACUUCUAUCUGCAUCGAGCUGAUAAAUAUUCCCUCCUUUUUUCAAAGUUCAGUCUUUUUGAUGUUCUUAAAAUCGACCAAACAAUACGAACUUGACUGUGUCACCGAGCUUGAAAUGACCUGCUUACCAAUUUCUUGCAAAAUUAAUGUUAACUAGUCCAUACCCAUUGAGUGCACAGUUGCCCACGUACAGUUUCACAUGGUGUGUGUUUGGGAUACAGGUCAUAGGAAAUUGCAGAUUAAAUAGUCAACUGAACCCAUUAAGAAGAGCAAUGUAUUCAGACAGAGUUUUUUUUUUUUAAACUGUACAUUAGUAGUUGAGGUAGCACGUUGAAAGGCAGAUAGUUAAAAUGUUUAUAUGUUGUAUUGACUUAAAAGUGGGGCGCACUGGUAGAAUGACUGACAGAAUGACACACUGACAGUUUCCGUGGUUAUGUAUUCUAAUUUUUGGUAUGACUAAGUCAUGGUAUGGUAUAUACCAUGACUUAGUCAUACCAAAAAUUAGAAGAAGAAAAAAACCAUUGGGCCACAGGGGGAGCCACAGCGAUCGGUCGCAUUUUAGCCAUGUUUAAGCAUUUUUCUGUUGUUAUAGCGCCACCCAGCUGCCAGUUAGAGUUAAAUAUCUCCAGUCACCUUGAGGCAUCCUGUUCUACAUAUCUACCAAGUUUAGUAAAAAUCGAUAUGGCAGUUAGGCCUAGAUAAGAAAUUAGCUCUCUAGCGCCCCCAUUUUGUUUGAUGGGCUCAAUAAUGGAGGGGUCCCCUCAGAUUAUGUGUGGUCAUAUUGACAGUAAUAAUGUAAUAUCAUAUAAUGGAGAUCUAAUAAUGUGAAAUAAUUGGCUCAUUCUCACAAAUGUGUAGUUUUUGCUCUUAGUUCAUUUCGUAUAGAUUAAAGUACAUUUAUGAGAUCAUAUCUGCACCUUUUGGUAUCACAUUGUUCCCUUUAAGGUACACAUUUGCUGCAAAGCUACCUCUGUGUGUUGCACCUGGGUCCUCACAACAAGUACUGUACUCCAAAACACAAAGUUCUGCAAUCACAUUUUUGGGGGAGAAAACAGAGAGAGAACUUGCACAAUUUUAACUUUUAUAAUAAAGCAAAAACUCGCCGGUAUUAUCCUUUAAGGAUUAAAAAGCGCUGGCCUUCAGUAGAUCUACCUCUUCCUAUGUCUGCAGAUAAACACCGACCUGGCAUGUCCUGCUAGAUUUUUCAUUUUGUGUAACGGCUCUUAAUUUAUUUGCUAUUUAUAGAAAGGGGGUAAGUUGCAUUCUGAGAGGGAUGAGGGGGACAGUGACAGGGUGGAGAAGACAGGAUGGAAAGGCAAAGGGGGGAGAAGGACAAGGUGGAGAGGACAAGGUGAAAAGGCACAAGGGGAGAGGGACGGGG
Molecule: messenger RNA, 2597 nt
Organism: Epinephelus fuscoguttatus (brown-marbled grouper)
Lineage: Eukaryota; Metazoa; Chordata; Actinopteri; Perciformes; Serranidae
Product: tumor necrosis factor receptor superfamily member 6B-like
Exons: 4
Coding region: 92-1021 (309 amino acids)
Molecular function (GO): protein binding
Source: RefSeq, a predicted model, not a curated record